Aureobasidium vineae is the source of this 615-nucleotide messenger RNA. The record is from the annotation of a GenBank genome assembly. NCBI's taxonomy places the organism in Eukaryota, Fungi, Ascomycota, Dothideomycetes, Dothideales, Saccotheciaceae.
AUGGAGUCCGAGUCAGCAGUCAUCCUUAGGGCGCCCGGCGUGUCGCAAAACGUCCAGGCGACGCAGUCGCAGGGGUAUUCAUCGCCCAGCCUAUCUUUUCUGCAGGGCACAUGGCAAGUCACCCACAGCACUCUGCCCAUGUGGAAAUCGAAGCGCAAUGUUCAGAUCACGUACACAGCACUCGCGCCAUCAACACCUGACGCUACUCCAGAUCAGACGGACCGCCUGGACGAUGUUGUGUCAUAUCAAGGGCUUGAUUCAGACAAAUUGCAUACAGUUCACGGUGUGGACAAGGCCAGCGGCGGUGUCGGAGUGACAGACGUGUGGGACUGGCGUGGUAAAGGAUGGCUCAUGAUCGCCAGUUCUCAUUGGGAAGUGCUUGGAUGGGCAGACAAGGGAGCGGGUCAAGACAGCUGGGUCGUCACAUACUUUGCCAAGACGCUGUUUACACCUGCUGGAAUCGACUUUUACAGCAGACGCAAGGAAGGGCUGAGUGAGCAGACAGUGCAGGACAUCAAGGCUGCGCUUGGGCGCGUGGACAACGAGGACGUCCGUCGCUUGUCGAGCGAGGUGUUUGAGGUCAAGAUGGACUCGUCGGCUCAGGGAGAGACUUAG